AGGUGAUAAGGAGAGAAAGAGUCCAAACGUAAACGAAAGGCUUAUCUUUCCGGUCACUGUUUACCUUAUCUCUCUCUCCCAAUCCCAAAUCAUCCCUUCCUCCCCUUUCACGAUGGCGUCAACGCCGCCACACCGGUCCAUGACCACAACCAACACCCACCCCCAGAUCCGCCAACAGCCCAACCCCACCCACCGUCCAUGGCUCCCGCAGCGCGUCCCUUCCCACCCCCGCGCCGUCACCACCUCAGCUCCCACCUCCUCCUCCGCCUCCGUCUCAGUCGCCCCCUCCACCCAUCUCCCCAAGUUCCCUCCUCUCCAAACCCCCAAGUCCGACUCCUCCGACUUCUCCGGCCGCCGCUCCACCCGCUUCGUCUCCAAGAUGCACUUCGGCCGACCCAAAACCACCACCUCCUCCUCCCGCCACAGCUCCGCCGCCGAGGAAGCCCUCAACACCGCCCUCACAUUCUCCGGCUCCUCCGAGUCCUUCCACACCCUCAUCCUCACCUUCGAAACCUCCCUCCGCGGCUCCGACGACUACACCUUCAUCCUCCGCGAGCUCGGGAACAGAGGAGAGUGCGACAAAGCAGUCAAACUCUACGAGUUCGCCGUCCUCAGAGAAACUCGUAAAAUCGAGCAAGGGAAGCUAGCAAGCGCUAUGAUCGGUACUCUCGGGAGGUUAGGCAAAGUCUCCAUCGCCAAAAGAGUCUUCCAAAACGCGUUAUCCGGAGGUUACGGGAACACAGUCUACGCCUUCUCCGCAAUCAUCUCCGCUUACGGGAGAAGCGGGCUACACGAGGAAGCCAUCGACAUCUUCAACUCAAUGAAAAAGGGGUACGGGCUCAGACCUAACUUGGUCACCUACAAUGCGGUUAUCGACGCCUGUGGUAAAGGAGGGAUGGAGUUUAAACGAGUGGCUGAGUUCUUCGACGAGAUGCAGAGGAACGGCGUGCAGCCGGAUAGGAUCACCUUCAACUCCCUCCUCGCUGUUUGCAGCAGAGGAGGGCUUUGGGAAGCCGCGAGGAACCUCUUCGACGAGAUGUCCAAGAGAGGGAUCGAGCAGGAUGUUUUCACUUACAACACGCUUCUGGACGCGAUAUGUAAAGGCGGGAAGAUGGAUCUCGCCUUCGAGAUACUAGCUCAGAUGCCUUCCAAGAGAAUCAUGCCUAACGUGGUGAGUUACAGCGCUGUGAUCGAUGGUUUUGCGAAAGCUGGGAGGUUUGAUGAGGCGCUUAACUUGUUUGAUGAGAUGAAGUACCUCGGGAUUGCGCUUGAUAGAGUCUCUUACAACACGCUGCUUUCGAUAUACUCUAAGCUCGGGAGGUCUAGAGAGGCGUUGGAUGUUUUGAGAGAGAUGGCGGCCGUGGGGAUCAAGAAGGAUGUGGUGACUUACAACGCGCUUCUCGGAGGUUACGGGAAGCAGAGGAACUAUGUUGAGGUGAAGAAUGUUUUCGGCGAGAUGAAACGGGAGCGAGUGAUGCCUAACUUACUGACUUACUCGACGUUGAUCGAUGUGUACUCGAAAGGGGGUUUGUACAGAGAGGCGAUGGAGAUAUUUAAGGAGUUCAAAGGGGCGGGGUUGAGAGCUGAUGUUGUUUUGUACAGUGCGUUGAUUGAUGCGUUGUGUAAGAACGGGUUGGUGGGUUCUGCUGUUUCUUUGAUCGAUGAGAUGACCAAGGAAGGGAUUAGUCCUAAUGUUGUGACUUAUAAUUCUAUUAUCGAUGCUUUUGGUCGUUCCGCGACUGUGGAGUGCUUGGCUGAGUCUGGAGAUGGUGGAGUUGGAUCCUCUUUGCCUUCUUCUUCUCUAAGUAAACUGACUGAAACAGAGGAUAAUCAGGUGAUGCAGAUAUUUGGGAAGUUAACGGUCGAGAGUAGUAACAGAGGGAAGAAAGAUUGUGAGGAGGAGGGUAUGCAUGAGCUCUCCUCUAUAUUGGAAGUUAUCCGCAAGAUGCAUCAGCUGGAAAUAAAACCGAACGUUGUUACCUUCUCUGCCAUUCUGAAUGCUUGCAGUCGGUGCAAUUCAUUUGAAGAUGCAUCGGUGCUGCUAGAGGAGCUCAGGCUGUUUGAUAAUCAGGUGUAUGGUGUGGUUCAUGGACUUCUCAAGGGCCACAGGGAGAAUGUGUGGCUCCAGGCUCAGAGCUUAUUCGACAAAGUAAACGAAAUGGAUGGUUCCACUGCUGCUGCCUUCUACAAUGCUCUUACAGACAUGCUCUGGCACUUUGGUCAGAAACGAGGAGCGCAACUGGUGGCGCUUGAGGGAAGAUCUAGACAAGUUUGGGAGAACGUUUGGUCUGAGUCUUGCUUGGACUUGCACCUUAUGUCUUCUGGCGCUGCACGUGCGAUGGUCCAUGCUUGGUUGCUAAACAUACGCUCCAUUGUCUAUGAAGGUCAUGAGUUACCUAAACUUUUGAGCAUAUUGACUGGUUGGGGGAAACACAGCAAAGUGGUUGGAGACGCGGCACUAAGGCCAGCGGUUGAAGCGCUUUUGAGGGGAAUGGACGCACCGUUCUACCUCUCAAAAUGCAACAUGGGAAGGUUCACAUCAAGCGGUUCGGUCGUAGCAACUUGGCUGCGUGAAUCAGCCACACUCAAGCUCUUGAUAGUCCAUGACCACAUAACCACCAAAGCUAGCACAACAAGGGGGGAAACAGAACAACAUGAACAAACCUCUCUCACUUUGCAGCCUCUUCUCCUGUAGUAGUAGUUGUACUCUGUUUUAUGUAUACAAUUUUAUGACCGCCAAGUAUGUGUUUGUAACUUGUAACAAUGGUGGUGUUUUCUGCGGUGUGCUGAUAUUUUGUAACAAAGUAAGACGCAAAUUGUAAUUUUGAGCCAUAAAAAUGUUUUAUCAACUAGAUAAAAUCA
Molecule: messenger RNA, 2862 nt
Organism: Raphanus sativus (radish)
Lineage: Eukaryota; Viridiplantae; Streptophyta; Magnoliopsida; Brassicales; Brassicaceae
Product: pentatricopeptide repeat-containing protein GUN1, chloroplastic
Exons: 4
Coding region: 113-2695 (860 amino acids)
Cellular component (GO): chloroplast
Molecular function (GO): protein binding
Source: RefSeq, a predicted model, not a curated record